GAUCUCCAGAGGUUCCCUAACAUUUCUGUGACUCUACAGGCAGCUCAAAGCAGCCUCAAAGCCAAAAGACCUGGUUCUUGUGGGGGGGGGGGUUUAACUACCCUGAGAGCUGCUGGAGAAACAACGCAGCAAAGCACAGACAGUCCGGGAGGUUCCCUGAAAGCUUUGAUGACCAUUUCUUGACAUAGGCUUCCGAGCACUGGCCUUUCGGGAACGCAGUGUCAGUCCAGGAACAGGUUUUUCUACAGCUGGCAGAGAUACCUCUGGAGACUGGAAGAGAAGUUAUCAGCUAUACCAACACAUCGUGCUCAGAAGCCAGACACACAUCCUGCAUCUUCUGAAGCUCUUCUGCAAUCUCCUUACUGGAAGUGGUGACACGCAGCUGGAGCCAUGUCCAACAGCAUGGAGAGGCGGGUGAUGAAAGCCCUGGGACUGUGUGAUUUUUUCACCAUGUUCGGGAAAAAGAAGAAAAGACUUGAAAUUUCUGGGCCCUCUAACUUCGAGCACCGGGUCCACACUGGCUUUGACCACCGGGAGCAGAAGUUCACGGGACUACCUCAGCAGUGGCACAGUUUGCUGGCGGACACGGCCAACCGGCCGAAGCCUAUGGUGGAUCCAUCAUGCAUCACUCCCAUCCAGCUGGCUCCUAUGAAGACUAUUGUUCGAGGAAAUAAGCCUCGAAAGGAUACUUCAAUCAACGGCCUGCUGGAAGAGUUUGACAAUAUCUCAGUGACACGGUCCAAUUCCCUGCGGAAGGAAAGUCCUCCCACCCACCACCACCAAGGAAAUGCAAACCACGUGCCAAGGCACCAGGAGGAAAAUGGUUACAUCACGUAUUCCCAGUACUCCAGUGAGUCAGACACUACAACAGACUAUGUCGUGGAAAAAUAUCGAGACAAGACUGUUUAUGGGGAAGAGUUAGAGCGGUACUACAAAGGCAGCUACGCCGCCAAGCAGAACGGGCACAUGAUGAAGGUGACGUCCCGGGACAUCUAUUACUCGGAAGUGACACCCCUGCAGUCAGACCUCUCCAGGUUCCUCCCAGAUUACCAUGCACACCUGGACACCAAGCCCAAACCGCUGGAAUACGGCGGCCUAAAGCUGGAGUACCAGCGGAUCCCCAGCGGAUCCUCCCUGGACUAUAGAGAUCCCUUUCCUUACACCCCAUCCCGAGCGUCAGUGCAGAGCGAGUGCCCCAAGGAGAGGCUGGAGUACGGUGACAGCGACUGGGGACACGGCCUGGGCAAGGAUGACUACGACAAGAGGCCCAAGUCAUCCUAUGUGGAUCCAGCGAGCCCUCAGCCAACCAUGAGGCAGAGGUCCAGGUCAGGCUCUGGUCUGCAGGAGCCGGCCAUGCCCUUUGGAGCGAGCGCGUUCAAAGCACACCAGCAAGGACAUUCCUACAGCUCCUACACCUACCCCCGCCUGUCCGAAACCGCAGCAGGCAUCCCCAAGGUGGAUUAUGAUCGAGCGCAGCUGGUCGUCAGCCCGCCGCUCUCUGGGUCAGACACCUACCCCCGGGGCCCAGUAAAGCUACCUCAAAGUCAGAGCAAAGUCAGCUAUUCAAGCAGCAGCUACCAGUACCCUUUGGUCUACCACAAAGCACCCCACUAUCACCAGCCAUCUCUCCAGCCCGGCUCUCCCUAUAUUUCCACCGCCUCCUAUCCCAGCUCCCCAAGUAUCACGUCAAGUGCUUACCCUCCACCCAGCUGGGGCUCCUCCUCAGACCAGCAGCCCUCCAGGGUGUCCCACGAACAGUUCAGAGCUGCCCUGCAGCUCGUGGUCAGUCCCGGGGACCCCCGGGAGUACUUGGACAACUUCAUCAAGAUCGGGGAGGGCUCCACGGGGAUCGUCUGCAUCGCCACCGAGAAGCACACGGGAAAGCAGGUGGCCGUGAAGAAGAUGGAUCUCAGGAAACAGCAGAGGAGGGAGCUGCUCUUCAAUGAGGUGGUGAUCAUGAGGGAUUACCACCACGAGAACGUGGUCGACAUGUACAACAGUUACCUCGUGGGAGACGAGCUCUGGGUGGUGAUGGAGUUCCUGGAGGGCGGCGCUUUGACCGACAUCGUCACUCACACCAGGAUGAAUGAGGAGCAGAUCGCGACCGUCUGUCUGUCUGUCCUGAGAGCCCUGUCCUACCUGCACAACCAGGGCGUCAUCCACCGCGACAUCAAGAGCGACUCCAUCCUCCUCACCAGCGACGGCAGGAUAAAAUUGUCCGACUUUGGGUUCUGUGCCCAAGUGUCCAAGGAGGUUCCCAGGAGGAAGUCGCUAGUUGGGACACCCUAUUGGAUGGCUCCGGAGGUGAUAUCCCGCCUGCCCUACGGCACCGAGGUGGAUAUCUGGUCCCUGGGCAUCAUGGUGAUAGAGAUGAUCGAUGGGGAACCUCCGUACUUCAACGAGCCGCCGCUGCAGGCCAUGCGCCGGAUCCGGGACAACCUCCCGCCCCGGGUGAAGGACAUGCACAAGGUCUCCUCAGUGCUCCGGGGCUUCUUGGACUCGAUGUUGGUGCGGGAGCCCUCGCAGAGAGCCACGGCACAGGAACUGCUGAGACACCCCUUCCUCAAACUGGCUGGGCCCCCUUCUUGCAUUGUGCCCCUCAUGAGGCAACACAGGCAUCGCUGAAGCCGGCAGCUUUUUGGGAAAAGGUCAGUGCAGAGUCUGGAUAACGGCCAUGUGGGAAUGCCAGCAGCUGUGUGGGAACUGCAGGCAGGGAGGAGUAAAACCUUGUGAAGGAAAACCAGCCCUGCUGAAAUAAUGCAGUGUAUAAAAAAACCAAGGAAGUGCUCUCUAUGCUCCCUGUGUGUGAGGGGCAGGGGAGUGAUCCUGGUCCCAGCUGGGAGGCCACGCUCCACCAUAGACCAUCGCUCCCCAGCGCUGCUGUGUUCCCACCAUCCAGGGAGAAGGCACCAAAUGCACAGGUUGGAAAGGUAACGAGGAGAGCACAGCCAGAGCGAAACACCGGAAUUUCACUGCAGGCUACGCCACUUCUGUUUCAGAAGAACACUUUUCUGACGAAACAAAGCACUUUUUAUCUCGGUCAUAGCAGCGCAAUGUAUUUUGCAACGAGUUUGUAAUUUUCUGUACAGUCCGUUUUGAUAAUUUGCAGUACUUUGUCAUGUAACUGUUGUGUUAGUUGAAGUAAUAAGUGUUACCUUAGCGAGAAUUUGAGAAGAUUAAAGUUUCCUACUUUUUUAACCCUUUUGAAAACAGGAAAAAGAAAAAACAAAAGCCCACAACCACCUUUACGAAGUUGUAAGGUUUUGCAGAUUUCCCAUGGGGUGAGGAGAGCGCUCAUCCCACCCUCUCGGCAGCCUGAAGAGCCAAGGAUAAGUGAUGUUUGUGGGCGCUCUGGCAGCCUGGCUUUGGGCACUCGCCCUCCCCGUGACACAGUGGCAGAGCUGCUGCUGAAUGUGAGUGGUCACCUGGGUUUCCCUCCCCUUUUCCCAGGGUAGGAGCCAACGCAUCCGGCCUGCCUUUGCUCCAGGGUCAGCCCAGGCCAGGGCCAGCCCUUUUUUUAUGCCACCACCGGGCCAGUUUUGCCACCACAAAAGCCUCUGUUGUUUCUGUUGAGCUCUGGCAGUGGGAGGGGAUCACCCAGUGGGAUCCCCGGAGCUCCAGCAGACCUGUGGGAUGUGCUGCCAGAUGUUUGCCAGAGAGGAGAAGUUGUGCUGCUGUCCAGACCUUUCUGAAUGUUGAUGCAACAGUUGACUACUACGGUACAAUUUUGUGUUAUUUGUUGGAUGACUUUGCAUGUUAUCUGUAGGCCUAAAUAGAUUUGCCUUUAAAAUUUUUAGAAGUGCUUCAUAAUUAUUUCAAUGAUAAAUGAUUUUUAUUUAUUAAUGAUUAGAUCUUUUUAAUUAUGUAUGAUACAAAAGCCAUGUUUUUCAAGUUUGGUUGUUUUUUUUUUUUUCUUACUGACCUCAUUUUACAGUAUCUUUAAGGAACCACAAAGCCAACUUUGUGAAAAAGCAGUUUCUUUCUUAUGAUGGAGUUUCAUAGUUGAUAAAUUAAUUGUUAUUUAUUGUAGUAAAUUAUAACCAAACAUCUAAACCUGGCAGGAGCUGUUGCUUAAAGAUCUUCCUCUGGGAGAAAAGAGUUGCCAAUAAUAAAAAAGCUCCUUUAGUUCUGCCCUUAAAAGAAUAUUUGAAGGGAGAGAAGCAAUUUAAACAAAAAAAAAAAAAAGGGAGAUAAAUAUGAACUGGAACAUUGAAUAGAUGUUCUCACAUCUGUGUGUCUUACUCCCCUCCCCUCUGCUUUCUCUUCUUAACCCUGUUUGCACAUUUUAAGAGGGCACUACAGAAAAUGUGUUUGGCUCCCGCCGCCCCGCCGCAGACACGCUCCCGGUGCCCACCCGGCCGAGAGCAGCACCCACAGCCUUCCAGGGGGUCUGUUUUGUAGUCUUGACAACUCAGGAAAACCGGCUGCACCAGUCCAGGCAAUGGCAUACAGGCACAACUGUAGUAACUAGCCACAAAAGUUAAACUUUUUUAACCAUCUUUGAAUAAAAAAAAAAUUUAAAAAAAAAAAGGGGUUGGUGGGGGGUUUUUUUUCUUCAAUAUUCAGCACAUUUUAGGCUGUGCAAGUGAAGAAUUUUCUGCAACUUUCUUAUCAUUAGAUACUUUAAACAGUGUUCAUCAAGUUUACUGAAAGUUUUGUCGAUUUCAAAGGGUUUUUUUUUUGUGAACACCAGCUACUGGUGAGACAAAUGCACAUGCAAGUUAAAUAAAUUAAUUAAUAAACA
This is a messenger RNA of Corapipo altera (White-ruffed manakin), 4744 nucleotides long. It is a transcript of the gene PAK5, whose product is annotated as p21 (RAC1) activated kinase 5. Lineage: Eukaryota; Metazoa; Chordata; Aves; Passeriformes; Pipridae. Bases 391 to 2625 code for a protein of 744 amino acids. Gene Ontology annotation, molecular function: ATP binding; protein serine/threonine kinase activity. Gene Ontology annotation, biological process: regulation of MAPK cascade; cytoskeleton organization; protein phosphorylation. Gene Ontology annotation, cellular component: cytoplasm. The transcript is spliced from 11 exons. The record is from RefSeq and is a predicted model, not a curated record.